Molecule: messenger RNA, 1835 nt
Organism: Aegilops tauschii subsp. strangulata
Lineage: Eukaryota; Viridiplantae; Streptophyta; Magnoliopsida; Poales; Poaceae
Source: RefSeq, a predicted model, not a curated record
AUUGAUGCUAAAAAAAAAUUGCAAUUGAUUGUUGACGGAAAAGAAGUGUGCUCCAUUCCCCCUCCCUCCUAGGUCACUUCCCCGCCGGCUUCCUCUGUUCUCCGUCGCUCUGGUUGAUUCUUCUUGCGAGGAUUUGGGCACUGGAUUGGAUUUCGCAAAUAAAAAUCCGCCCGUGAGAUCCGGAAUCGAGCGAGCAGCAAUGGCGGCCGCGCCCGCUCAAGUUCUUCCGCCGGCCAAGAGGUGGAAGAAGGACCCCAAUUUCCUGGAAACCUCACCGGUCCAUCCGGCCAAUGCGGUGACCGCAGACUGGCCCUCGCUCCCGCCCGACAUCGUCCGCCACAUCGCCGACUCCUUCCUCGCCACCAACGACCUAGAUUGGUACGUGGACCUGCGCGCCGUCUGCCACAACUGGCGCUCCGCCACCGACGACCCCAAGGACAGCACCUCGGACCCCCGGUUCCUGCUUCGCCGGUGGAUUAUCCUCGACGAGGUCUUCCAGAGUGACAUGCGCCGCCUCUUGGUCAACACCGCCACUGGCCGGUUCCUCCACAAGGAGCUCCACGCGCUCCGCGACUACCACGUGGUCGCCACCACUCUCUGCGGCCUCUUCGUCCUGGCCGACAGGAGCCCUCCUCACGCCGCUCGUGUCUUCAACCCUCUCACCGGCGAUAUCAUCCGUUUCGCGGCGCCCGUGCCGCCCGAGGUGCAGGUCACCGCCGCCGUCUGCUUUGACUUCUCUUCGCCCUUGCUCGCCUUGUUCUUCGACUCAUGUUGCAAGAUGCACAUAGCCAGUCCUCACAGUUCUGACGCCCAAGUCUAUGACUUUGACCCUUCAGUUUACAGUUUCUUUCGGAGGGCGGUCGGAGGUGGUUUGGUCGGCCGUUGGUGGGAAUUUGCCGGAACAACUGACUUGGCUCUCAAGAUCUGCAAAGUGGGGCAGUCGCUUGGCGUCAAUCUGUCGAAGUUUUUUUCUGGUGAUCCUACUGAGAUCGGACUUGCAAACGAUGCCCGGUGUUUACCAAUGGAAUUUGUUGGACAGAUGCUGAUCAUCAUCAAGGGACAACAAUUCUUCCAUGUCUUAAGAUUCAAAACCGAGAGCGCCGAGCUUUUGCAUGUGGAGACCAUCUGCAACCAUGCCAUCUUCAUUGGUCGUCAUAGGUGCCUUGCUGUGGAUGCUCACAUGUUUCCAUCCAUAGAGACAAACUGUAUCUACUACACUGAACACCAGGGUUCGUCUGCCCACAUCUGGAAGUACAACAUCAAGGACCGAAAAGCAGACAGGAUCUCAGAAGCUGUCGAUUUUGUGAAGCAGGACAAGCAGUUUGUCCUGAUCGGCGACCGUCCUUCCACGAUCAUCCAGCUUCUGUCGAGCUACACCAUCAGCACCCGGGAUUCUGAAAUGGCUGGCGCCGUUAAACUUGAUGAUUGAUCCUAUGGUAUGCAUUGCUUAGAAAGGGUUGCUAUUUUCUAGGUUGUUUAUUUUGGUUAUGCCUUCAAUUGUCCUAGGCAAGAAUCUAGGUUGUAUCUUCUGUGAUGGAAUUACUCUUAGCUAUCUUAUUAAUUAGAACGUGAUAUGUACCCAAUGCUACCCUUAGCUUGAUGCUGUUAUCUUUUGUGCAAUGUGGUUCUUACUAUCUGCAACAGAUAAUGUCAGCUCAACCUUUCCCCCCUUUUUCUAUAUUUAGCCCUGCAAGUGAAUCUAUGAACAUAUCACGUGCCUCAUUGUUCUCCAUAAGCUUUAUAAUUUGCAACAGCCUGUUCUCGGCAAGAAACAUGUUUCACAUUUGCUUACUGGUUGUCUGUGGAACGACUGUAUGCUGCAACUAUUUCCUUUU